UUCCAAUUUCUCCUUAAAUUAAUAUCACUUGAUAAAAAUGCAUAGAAAAAAUAAGUAACGUACAGUAAUUAAGUUCAUUGAUGUCACACAUUAAAUGUUAAAUGUAAUAAAGUGAUAAAUACUAUUAGCAAAAUCAAUUUCAAGACAUUAUCAGAUGGGAUGAGGAUGGAGUUAAAAUUAAAAUUCUCGAUAGGGAACUAUUAUAAGAAUUAGUUCUACCUAAAUAUUUUAAACACGCCAAAUACUCAAGUUUCUUAAGGUUUUUGUAGCAAUUGGCAUUUUUAGAUAACUCAAUAUGUAUGGAUUUACGAGUAGUAAGGAUCAAUAUGGAGCUCUAACAUACUAUCAUCCAUGUUUUGCAAAAUAAAAAGUAUUAAUGAGGAACAUUGUUAAAAAAAAACAUCAAAAAUAAAUUAUUAGAGAUACUAGUAUUUUUGGUGUGGAAUAGUCUGAAUUAAAUAAUUAAAUUUAAGCACUUUAAUUUGAAUAAGUAAAAAUUUAAUAGAACCUCUUGUCCUCAAUUGAAUAUUAAAUUAAAAUUAAAAAUAGUAUUUUACUAUUUCUACAAGUAAAAUAUUUCUUAAAUAUUUAAGACUAAACUUUCUCUAGCAAGAGAAGGUGAAAAGAACUGUAGAUUAUUCAUUGAUAGUGUUCGCAUUUUAGUAAAAGGUAUGAAAUCUGAGUCAUGUACUAAAAUUUAAUAUGUUUAGAGAAUGCAUUUCAACUAUUAUUCAAAGAAUUGUUCCCAUAAUUCAAGUAAGAAGAUCCAUAAUAGAAUUAAAUUAUAAGUGAGAUCGAAGAAUAAAGUAACCAAUAUUUAUUUUCUCCUACGCCUUUAGGAAAAUUUGAUUUUGAUUAGGAAGAUAUAUCUUUUCCUCAAAUGCCAUAAGAAUUGGAAUUUUCAGGUUUUGGAUUUGAACUUUGA
Paramecium octaurelia is the source of this 925-nucleotide messenger RNA. The record is from the annotation of a GenBank genome assembly. NCBI's taxonomy places the organism in Eukaryota, Ciliophora, Oligohymenophorea, Peniculida, Parameciidae.